Molecule: messenger RNA, 4339 nt
Organism: Bufo bufo (common toad)
Lineage: Eukaryota; Metazoa; Chordata; Amphibia; Anura; Bufonidae
Product: polyamine-modulated factor 1-binding protein 1-like
Exons: 27
Coding region: 74-4075 (1333 amino acids)
Biological process (GO): spermatogenesis
Source: RefSeq, a predicted model, not a curated record
GUGAAGAGUUAGAGCGGCGUAAUGUAGUCAUUCAGCGGUUACACGGCGUCUGUGCACCUGCAAGCUUCAGCAGAUGAACGGGCUAAACAUGGAAGUCGGAAUCCUGAAAUCUGAAUUGCAUCGAAAGAGCAGAGAGAUGGAGGCGCUGGAAGCUCAAGUCCAGCAGCAGAAGGAAAGUCUGCACAGGGCGAGCGACAAACUGAAGGACACCAAGAGGGCGGCUGCAAGCAAGAUACAUGACAAAGAAAGCAAACGUGAGGCCCUACAGAAGGAACUAUUAAAAGCUCAAAACCAGUACUCUGCAUGUUAUGAUGAGUUGCUCCACCGGGACAAACUUCUACAUAAACUUAAGGAAGAAAAUAUUCGGCUGACGGAGCAAAUCAUACAGCAGUCCCAGGACAUUUCCAAGACGAGCGAAGAAAGGAAGAGACUGGAGCUGAAGCUGGCAGUUGUCACAGAGAGACAUAAAACUGCACAACAGGAGGUUAAUAACAGAGAUCAAAUCAUUUUACAACUUAAAACAGACUUUAAAACAUCACAGGAGAAAUAUUUUGGCACUCAAGAAGAAUUGAGUCUUCAAGAGGCAGAAGUUUCAAGACUCCAGCAAAGGAUUAAAUCUCUACAAAGUGAAUCUCGGGAAUUGUGGGAAAAAUGCAACGAUCAGGAGGAUCGAUUGAAUCAGGCUGAAAAAGCAAAGCAGCAGCUCUUGCAUCAAGAAGAGAUCCACCUUGGCCAGAUCCAGAACUAUACGAUGAUUGUAGAGAAACUUCAGAGUGAUCUCGAUCAAGCCAAGCAUUCUCACACUGCUGACUUAGAAAGGUGGAACCAGAAAGCUUCCCUCAUGCAGAAAGAUCUGAUCUCUGAAUCUACAGAACAUCGAGCAGAUCUUCUGAAAAUACAAGAGUGCAAGGAUAAAAUAUUAUCUCUUGAGGAAAACUUAGAGCGCGCCGAGCUUGUGUACCAAAAUGCAAAAACGAAGAUGGAGACGCAAGAAGAAACAAUAAAAAAACAAAAUCUGGAGAUGAAACAACUACAAGAAGAGGUCCAAAAACUUGAAAAAAACAAAUUAGAAGGCCACAACCAGGCCAGAGCAUCAGAGUCUGCCCUAGAACAGUAUAAGAAAAAAUAUCGAGCCACUGUGGACACCAUGAAGUCUCUGGAGAAACACCUUGGUGCUCUACAACAGCACAUGACGGCAUCUGCUAGCGAGACUACGAACAAAAAGGAAACCAUUCAGAGCCUUGAAGCUGAAAUAUUGAUUCUUCAGCAUCGGUGUAAGGACAAGACUGACCAGGUAGAAACCUUUGAGCACCUGAUUGACCAGUUAACUGGAGAGUUGCAUUCCUCUAAGGACGAUGUUAAAUUGAGCAAAGAGCAGUGCCAGCAGUAUGGGCGGCAGGUGGAGACAUUGACCGAAAAGAUUGAUCUCCUCCAAAAGCAGAUCUUGAAGAGCCAAAAUGACAUAAAUAACAUUUCUUCUAAAUCCGAGGACUACAAGUCCGCUCACAGCCACACAAAUGACGAUUAUGAAGCACAGUCUUUACACCUACAGGAGUGUCAAAAAGACAUGGAGAACUUAAAAAAGCAAGUCUGUGAGAAGACAGCAAAAGUAGAAGAGUAUCAGCAAGUCAUUGAACGCCAGAACGCUGAAGCGGUGAAAGCACUUGACCAGCAGAGGAAGUAUGCACAUGAAACCGAAGAGCUAGAAAAGACCUUGCGUUCCCUACAUACGGAAAUCCUGACCGGCCAGCAGAAGCACAAAGCCGAGCUUCACCGAUUAGAGCAGUUGGAGGCAGAACUGAAGGAUUGCAAGGACGUUUGUGCGCAGAAAGACCAGGCAAUAAGCAAAAGAGAUGACCUUCUGCGAAAAUCGGAAGCUGAUCUCCUGCAGGCAAGGAAAGGUAUCAAAGAAAAGGCGGCGGAGGCAGAGCACCUUGACAGCGUGGUCAAGAAAUUAGAAGAGAGAAUCCAGGACGCGGAGAAAAAAACGAAUCAAAAGGAGAAGGAAAGCGUUGUGCUGAGAGCCGAGAUAAAGGACCUCGGAGCAGAGCUACAAGAUGUGCAUAAGCUGUACAGGGAAACAGCACAAGAACUUGCCAGUCAAGAAGAAAAACUUCUUCUGCUAGAAUCCAGCUUGAAAGCGACUGAAGAGCAGCUAAGUGAGCAAAUAGCUGAAACCGUUCGCCAGGAACAGACGGGCAGAAAAUCCCAGACGGACCUGAAGACCCUUAAAGAACACCUCACGGCUUCAGAGCGAGAGAAGAGCGAAUGCAAAGAAAUGCUUGAAAAUAUCAAGGCCGAAUUAACAACAUUAAAAGCUCAGCACCAAUUGACAGUUCAAGAAAGUCUUCAGCUCCAGCAGACUAAUCACAAGUAUGAGAUAGAAAACACCUCUGUCCGAGAGAAUGCUCGCAAUCUACAGCAGCAGGUUGAAAAUUUUGAGACCUUAGUGAAAGGUUUACGUGAAGAGCUCAUCCAGGGCCAGCUUCAUCACCAGGACGGGCAAACUCUGGUAGACAAGUUAAAGAAACAGGCUUCAGACCUGGAAUGUGAAGUUGAAAAUUUGAAGUCCAAGAAGAAGAGCGACUCUCAACUGAUUAAAGAGCAAGAAAAUCGACUAAUACGAUUGGAAGAUGAAAUCCGUCAGUUACAGGAGAAAAGUAGUUCUUCUCAAAGUGAUCUACUAGAAGCCCAAGCCCAGAUGAAAAUGCUCCUCCUAAAUGUUUCUACGGCAAAGAAACAGAUGAAAUAUUACACAACACAGGCCGAAUUUUAUGAGGAAACGAUAGCAAAGCUGCAAGAAGAUUUGGAACAUUCAAAGAGACACUGCAGAAAAAGCACAAAAAAUCUGGAGUCUGCUGAGCAGAACCUGUGUGAUUUGAGACUGGAAAUAACUUUAAUACAAGCAAAUUACAAACAGACAGUCGAACAGCUAAAUGUGAAGACAGAGGAGAACUCCGUUCUCAGUGCUGAAGUCAAAAGGCUGAAGGAAGCACUUUCGGGGUUAAAGCAAGAAUCCAAAGCCGAAUUGUUGAAGCUUCAGCACAGAAGUACCAAAGAGGAGGUUUCUAUCAAAGAAGAAACCAAUAUGGCACUUGCAGAUAAAUUACCAAAUUAUGCUGAACUGAACCGAGAAAGGCUCACUCUGCUUGAAAGGGAAAGUUUGGACCUUAGAGAGAAGCUGAAGCUUAGUAUUCUGGAAGUGGCAAACUUGCAAAAUGAACUGAAAACCACAGAAAAGAAAUACAUUACUGCACAGAGGGAGCUGGAAAUCCUGCGCCAAGCUCUAGAAGCAACACAAACUGACAACAGUCGCCUCCAUAAGGAAAGUGAAUUUGUGGCUGCAAAUGUUAAUCAGUGGAUCAAAGACCAAAAGUUUGCCAAUGAAAACCUAGGGGAGAAAAUUUGUGAGCAAAACCAACUUUUGGCACACUUGACAGAGGAAAGAGACAUCUUCCAAAAAAGAGAAGAGAUGUUGUCUGCAGUGGUUACCAGACUGAAAUCAGAAAUGGAGGAGAUGACAGCUGAGAAUGAACAAUUAAAGGAAAAUGGUGUUGAACAGCGAGCGCUACUUUCAGAACUUAAAAAACAGCUGGAAACACUAGAGUUGGAGCACACAAACCUACUGGAGAAGAAUCUAGAAGCCACCGAAGACAUGCAAGUUCGGUUAAAGAACAAUAUAACGUCCAUUCAUUUUUUAAGCCAGAAGCUGGCUGCACUAAAUCAAGAGAAUGGGCAUCUGCAGCAGAAGCUGGACGAGGAGAGGCUUAGAAACCACCAGCUGGAUCUCCAGUUGGAAACCUGCAAUCAGACUCUGUCUAAUCUUUUCACUCAUCUGAAAGCUGAAGGACAAAAGGAUGUUCUUCACAAGGAGCAAACCCCUAACAAUAUUUUAUGCUGCAACCACAAGAACCAGCCACGUUGUGAUAAACCACUGCAGAUUCUUUCCCAAUGCCGGGAGACAAAGGACAAUUUAAAAAGGUCCGUGGAACAAUUAGUCGGAAAAGAUUCAGAAGAGAAAUCCUGCUGGAACCAACAUAUUGCAGAGCUUUCUGCUCUUCUGCAAGACAAAUAAAAGCUGAUGAAUGGACAGAAAUGAUAUCAUGCAUUUAUUUAAUCAUUGGUUCUGACCCAAACAUUUUUUAUCAUGUGCUGCUCUGGAUUUCUGGAUUCUUUUAUAUAAAAGUACUGCAUACUUUACUGGCUGAUUGUCCAUGUUUAGAUGGUGGUUAGUUUUCACCAGGAAGUAGACAUUAUAUGUCAUAAUCUAUAUUGCUUAGGCCCUGGUUAGAGGUUUCAUGGUAUGUGUAAAUAACAUUUUUAUUUCAUAUCUUUUUAU